GGACUGAAGCAUAACGACGUCGUUCAAAUUGCAAUAGCACAGGGUGCUGGUACAGACGAAACGAAAGGAAGAAGAGGAAGGUGAAGAAGAGAGAUCAACAUAAUCAGAGAUGGCGAGAGGAGAAGUUCUAAGCGCAUACCGCGCGAUUUUGAAAGCUGCUCGGAAAACAUUUUCCGGCGACACUCUGAUGCUGAAGGAAUCUGCGGUGGAAGUUAGGAAGAAGUUCGAGGAGAACAGGAACGUCACUUCCGAGGCGGAGAUCUCGAAGCUUCUCGAAGAAGCCGGAGAGGCCUCCCAUUUCAUCACCAACAUGAUCGUACAGGCACAACUCAAUUCCGACGCUGGCAGUUACGUGGUGAAGCCGGGUAAAGAUCAUGCAGGGGCAACGCUUGAACUUCCAUCAGAAGAAAUUAUUCGAAAGUCAGGAUAAGGAUUGGAGAGAAGAGGUUAGAACAAAGUGUGUCCUCUUCUAGAUUUUUUGUUUAGGAUUAAUAAGUAGUAGUGCUAGUCCUUUUCUGAGAGUGCUUGAAAUUUUCUGCUUACAUUCCUUUUUGUGG
Messenger RNA from Abrus precatorius (Indian licorice), 557 nucleotides. RefSeq names its product mitochondrial zinc maintenance protein 1, mitochondrial. The transcript is spliced from 2 exons. Gene Ontology annotation, biological process: mitochondrial respiratory chain complex III assembly. The record is from RefSeq and is a predicted model, not a curated record. Lineage: Eukaryota; Viridiplantae; Streptophyta; Magnoliopsida; Fabales; Fabaceae. The coding region runs from base 110 to 430 and encodes 106 amino acids.